UAGGAUUCGAAUUGUUAACCAUUGCUUUUUGAAAUGAAAAACUCAUCUUCCAGCGUCGACCCUACAGCGUCUGCAGACAAUGGCGUCGGGCUCUCCGACUCCACUUUAUCACAGCACCGCCGGAGGAUGCUCGACCUCAUCAAUCGCCUACAUACGACAGGUGUACAGACGGACAUGGACCUGCCUAUGAUUGCAGUCAUUGGCUCGCAGAGUGCGGGCAAAUCGUCUCUUAUAGAAUCUAUAUCGGGGAUUACACUCCCUCGCUCAGCUGGAACCUGCACGAGGUGUCCAACGGAAUGUAAACUUUCACACUCGGAAGAUGCCUGGAAGUGUGUUGUCAAACUCCAUAUCACCACCGACGCAUCGGGCCAACCCUGUGAUGUGGCCACGAUUCCAUUUGGAUCGCCUAUCACCGAUAAGGCGGACGUGGAAGAUCGAAUUAGGCGUGCUCAAAGGGCAAUCCUCAAUCCCAGCACCAACGCCCAGAAGUUUUUGCACGAGCUAGAAGAUCAGACUGCUGAGCAAGCUGAGUUAUCUUUCUCGAAGAAUUGCGUCUCUUUGGAGAUAAGUGGCAAGGAUGUGGCGGAUCUUUCAUUCGUGGACCUUCCUGGACUCAUCGCGAGCGUCGGGAGUGCAGGAAAGACCGGGGAUAUUGAUCUCGUCAAGGGUUUGGUUACGUCUUACAUUAAGAAACCCAGUUGUGUGAUCCUCCUGACGGUUACUUGUGAAACCGACUUCGAGAAUCAAGGAGCGCAUCACUUGACGAAGCAAUAUGACCCCGAGGGCAAGCGCACUGUCGGCGUGCUCACAAAGCCGGACCGCAUUCCUGCUGGUGAGGAGAGCACUUGGCUAAGGUUCAUCCGAAACGAGCAGGAGCCGCUCGUGAACAAUUGGUACUGCGUCAAGCAGCCUGGGUCUCAGACGCUCAAAAACGGGAUCUCCUGGGCCGAAGCAAGGAAGCAGGAAAAUGACUUCUUUGCUUUGACACAGCCCUGGUCGACCGUAGAGCCGCAGUACCAGAAGUUCAUGCGAACGAGCAACCUGACGGAGCGGCUGAGCACGAUUCUGUCCGAGCUUAUCACGAAAAGGCUUCCGGAGAUCCAUAAGGAAUUAUACAAUAUUUUGCACAAGACUCGAGACGAAAUGAUAAAACUUCCCAAGGCGCCGUCUAACGACCCUGUGGGUGAGGUUUGGAGUGUAGUCGGUCAAUUUUCGAGCCAGUUAUCUCGACGACUCGAGGGGACGCCUGAUCAAGACGGUAUAUUGCAGACCAUUCGACCACACCAGCAGGCAUUCAAACGUGCUGUAAGAGCAACAGCCCCAAAUUUUAUUCCAUGGGGAAAGGGCGACACUCGUGAACUGCCGGUGAUUGAUUUCCUGGCGAACGAGGAGGACGAACCACGGGAGCCUCAAGUGGGCCCGGGAGGGCCCGUGCUUACUCCGAGGUCGCCCACGCCACAAUUGGAGGAAAUUUACAUUGAAGAUGUUCUCAAUCACGCCCAGAGGGCUCGUACUCGCGAACUUCCCGACAACUACCCUUUCAUUGUGCAACAGACAUAUAUAAGGGAGUUUACCGAGAAAUGGGAGACGCCCUCGCUCAUACUUUUCGACAAAUCAUACGACAUUCUGAAGAAAGAACUGAGCGAUCUAGUCCACGAGCAUUUUGGGAAAAUGGGAAGGGGCGGCGCACUUCACAGCGUACUGAUGAUAGUGAAUGAGCACCUCGACAGCGCCGCAAAGCAAGCAAAGGAAAAAAUCACUUGGCUCUUGGAACUCGAGAAGGCACCAACGACUUUGAACGUGCACUAUUACUCUGACUACAAGACCAAAUUCCUAGGAUAUUACAAAGGUUGCAGAGAUCACGGAGAGCUAACCACAAAACUGCAGAAUUAUCGGGCGCCCGCCACCAUUCACCCAAACCCAAUCCACGGGCAAGCGUUCCAGCAAGCCGUCCACAAGGCUCUCGCUGGGCUGACCGAGGCCGGUCUUUCCGUGCAGGCCGGUGAUCUUCCAAAACUUCUGCCCGUGGAUCCCAUGGAGCCUGCCCUUCUGAUCAUGGCGGGAGUAAGGGCGUACUUCCAGGUUGCCUACAAGCGCUUCGCUGACAUGAUUCCAUUGGCCAUUGACUAUGAAGUAGUCCUCGGUUUGCAUAAGGGCAUGCAACAGGCGCUUGUUGAUGGGUUGAGCUUGACAGGGCCUGAUGCAUACGCGCGGUGUCAACUGAUGGUGCAGGAGCAUAGUACUGUGGCCUCGAAGCGCACAGAGUUGCAGAAGAAAUUGGACAGACUUCAUGCCGCCAGUUUAGAAUUACGCAAGCUCUUUGUAUAGAAUUUCGCAUGUCGAUAGUGUAUCUAGAUCGUAUCUAGAUAAUUAUGAAUGUUUGAAUGCUUCUCAUGUAACAAGUGUGCGCUUACACAACGC
Molecule: messenger RNA, 2421 nt
Organism: Suillus subalutaceus
Lineage: Eukaryota; Fungi; Basidiomycota; Agaricomycetes; Boletales; Suillaceae
Product: P-loop containing nucleoside triphosphate hydrolase protein
Exons: 9
Coding region: 34-2328 (764 amino acids)
Cellular component (GO): membrane; cytoplasm; microtubule
Molecular function (GO): GTPase activity; GTP binding; microtubule binding
Source: RefSeq, a predicted model, not a curated record